Messenger RNA from Acinonyx jubatus (cheetah), 1882 nucleotides. RefSeq names its product EF-hand domain family member D1 (gene EFHD1). The transcript has 4 exons. The record is from RefSeq and is a predicted model, not a curated record. Gene Ontology annotation, molecular function: calcium ion sensor activity. Bases 103 to 810 code for a protein of 235 amino acids. NCBI's taxonomy places the organism in Eukaryota, Metazoa, Chordata, Mammalia, Carnivora, Felidae. Gene Ontology annotation, cellular component: mitochondrial inner membrane.
CGCCCUGGCAGAGCGUCGCAGCGCCGCGAGCCCGCGAGGAGCGCGCCGUCCGUCCAGUCCCCGCGUCGGGUUCCGCGCCCCCGGGUCCCCAGGCCCGCCGCCAUGGCCAGCCAGGAGCUGGCGCUCAAGCUGCAGCGGCGGCUGCAGUGGGAGGAGGUGGAGGAGGGCGGCCUCCAGCCCGCGCCCGGCGCAGCCCUGGCGCCGGAGCACGAGUCCCCCGCGCGGGCGCCCACCGUCUGCGCCGACGCCGAGCUGAGCGCGCAGCUGAACCGACGGCUGGACAUCAACGAGGGCACCGCGCGGCCCCGCCGCUGCAAGGUCUUCAACCCCUACACCGAGUUCCCGGAGUUCAGCCGCCGCCUCAUCAGGGACCUGGAGAGCAUGUUCAAAAAGUAUGACGCUGGACGGGACGGCUUCAUUGACCUGAUGGAGCUGAAGCUGAUGAUGGAGAAACUGGGGGCCCCCCAGACCCACCUGGGCCUGAAGAGUAUGAUCAAGGAGGUGGACGAGGACUUUGACGGCCAGCUCAGCUUCCGUGAGUUCCUACUCAUAUUCCACAAGGCCGCAGCGGGAGAGCUACAGGAAGACAGCGGGCUGAUGGCGCUGGCAAAGCUCUCUGAGAUCGACGUGGCCCAGGAGGGCGUGAAAGGUGCCAAGGACUUCUUUGAAGCCAAGGUCCAAGCUUUGUCCUGUGCCAGUAAGUUUGAAGCCGAGCUAAAAGCUGAGCAAGACGAGCGGAAGCAGGAGGAGGAGAAGAGGAGACUCCGCCAGGCGGCCUUCCGGGAGCUCAAAGCCGCUUUCAGCACAUAGUCAGGCAACCUUGACCUCCGUCCACACAGUGCCUCACAGAAGCCCCCAAGAGAGCUGGCUGGGCAUCUUCCUCCCCAACCGGCCUCCACACCCACCACUCGAUGCAAACUCCUUAGCCUCAUGGAGUGGCAGGGGUGGCUCUCAUCCCUGGGUGGGAGCCCCUCCCAAGUGUCCUGGGAUGAGCCAACUGCUCCCCGGUGCUUCUCCUUCCUGCCCUCUUUCCUCUGUAGCCAGAUGGUGCCUCUACUCAGCAACUUGCACUUUUUCCUUGUCCCUGCAGGGUUCUGAUGUUAAUGUUGCCCAUUCUCCCAGGGAAUUCACCUCUCCCCUUCUCCGCACCUCUCCCCUUGGGGGUCCCCCUCCUCUUGGUUUCCUGUUCAACUUCCCUGCUUUCAUUCUGAGCCUGAUUCUGCCCGUUGCUUUGGUGUCUUCUGUGCUUUGAUGACAGCGAGGUUUAAGGCAAGCCAGGCUGGACCAGUGCCUGCCCCCUCUGCAGCGGGGGUGCAUGCUGCUGAGAUGGCAAAAUAGGGGACAGGUAGGAAGUCCCGUUCCUUCCUCUCACCUUUCUUCUGUCCACUUAGCAUUCCCCCUCCCCCCCUUCACCCCUUCAUUCUUGUCCUCUCAUUUCCUCCUACUCUUAAAUACCCUGCUACUUACCUGCAAGAAUGAGAGAAUAAUCAGAAGUGAUAUUAAUGCAUAGAAGAAUCCCUAUUAAUUCCUACUAUGCAAAUAAAUUACUGUGGACCCCUACAUUCCCGAGUGACAAAUCCAGAGCCUUCCAAAAUCCCAAAAGUCGUGACCAUCUUCAUCUGGCCAGUUUCCAACUUUUGCCCCAAGAUGUUGAGGUGAAGCUGUUCUUACCCCCCGCACAAAUUUUUAGAUGUUGGGUGUUCUUGGGAUUGCUCACGAAUACCAGGGGGUUGUUGUAUUUUUUUUUUUUUUUUAAGAAUUCCUAACAUUGUAUUUAUUACUUCUCUUUUGUAACUGCUGUCUUUACAAGGGGAACAUCUGCAUUUCUACUUCACAGCUGCCUCUUUUUUCCAAUAAACCAUGCAAGUGGACUUUGCCGUCA